GUCACUAACAAACCUUCGACCUUUGUCACCUUAUUUCUGUCGCCGUUCCCUUGCUCUUGUCGGGCACGUGCCAUUCAUUUCUCCAAACCCUACACACGUGCCUGUCGCACUUCUCUCUCCCAAGAAUCUCGGUGCUUUAUAUUCAUUCCCGUGCGUGUACGUGCAUGUUUAUCUCUAUCUCCAGAAUGUUCCAAUUGCUUUCUCAUAUUGUAGUCAUGUGGUAGGUCUAUGGAAGCCCCAGGCGCUGGACCAAAAGCUCCGCCAAGGUUCUUUAUUUGAUCGUUGUUUCUUGUGAUACUCAUUGUUUGUUGACCAUGGCAAUGAUGAGAGGGACUCGUUUGUAUUCUUUUGGAACUUUCCUCCGCCAAAGCCUUGCGCAAUUCCGAAACCUCACCUCAGAGAUCAAACAGGAGGGUCAUCCUACCAUAAACCUAGAUGCCAAAGUUUGCGACUUUACCCGUGAAAUAUGCAGGAUUACUCGAACAAAGCCACGUUGGGAGGACACCCUUCUUUCCCUAUUCCCAUCUUUCAAUUUUUCUGACCCUUCUUUCUUCCUCCUUUAUCUUAACCACCAGAGCAAUGCCUUCCUCUCCCUUCGUUUCUUUCACUGGCUAUGUUCUCGUUGUGGUUUCUCACCCGACCAAUCUUCUUGCAAUGCGCUGUUCCGUGAGCUUGUGGAUGCUCGGGCCUGCAAAGUAGCAAAAUCCUUGCUUGAUUGCCCGGGUUUUAUUCCUGAGCCUGAUUCUUUGGAAUGCUACAUUCAAUGUCUCAGCAGUGCUGGGAUGGUUGAAGAUGCGCUUGACGUGUUGAAAAAGGUUGGGAUUUGCCCAUCAGUGGAAACUUGGAAUGCGUCCCUGUUGGGUUGUUUGAAGGUUAGGAGGACUGAUCUGGUUUGGACGUUGUAUGAACAGAUGAUGGAAUCUGGUGCUGUAGAUAGCAUUAGUGUUGAAACUGUUGGAUAUCUGAUAAUGGCAUUCUGUGCAGAGAACAAAGUCUCCAAAGGGUAUGAACUUCUUAGGGAGCUACUGGAAAAGGGCUUACAUCCUGACAAUAUUGUUUUCAAUAAACUUAUAGCUGGAUUUUGUAAGGAGAGACAGUAUGCUAGAGUAUCUGAGAUCCUUCAUGUUAUGAUUGCCAAAAAUUGUAAUCCAGAUAUCUUUACUUAUCAAGAAGUCGUAAAUGGACUCUUGAAGAGGAAAAAUUCCGAGGGUUUCCGGGUUUUUAACGAUCUCAUGGAGAGAGGAUAUUUCCCAGACAGGGUUAUGUACACAACAGUGAUCAAAGGUCUAUGUGACAUGGGAUGGCUUGGUGAGGCCAGGAAGCUGUGGUUUGAGAUGAAAAAAAAAGGAUUUUUGCCAAAUGAAUACACCUAUAAUGCAAUGAUACAUGGGUAUUGUAAGAUUGGUGAUCUUGUCAAAGCAAGGAAGCUCUUACAGGAUAUGUGUGGUAGGGGUUAUGCAGAAACUGCUGUUAGCUGUAGCACAAUGAUUUCAGGUUUGUGUUUGCAUGGAAGGACAGAUGAAGCACUGAACUUUUUUGAGGAAAUGCCUCAAAAGGGCAUUGUUCGUGAUGUGAUUGUGUACAACUCUCUAAUUAAAGGCCUUUGUGAGAAAGGGGAGCUAGUGAAGGCUACAACACUAUUUGAUGAACUUCUGGCACAGGGUUUAGAGCCAUCAGUUUUCUCUUUUACUCCUCUUAUAAAAAAAUUUUGUGAAGUUGGAGAUACACAGGGUGCAAUAAGGUUGUGGAAAGAUAUGCAUGAUAGGCAUUUGGAACCACCGGCUAGUACCCAUGAUUAUAUUAUAACCGCUUUAUGCAAAGAAGGAAAUUCCACACAAGGAAUGGAAUGGCUGCAAAACAUGCUGAGUUGGAAGCUUAAACCCCAGGAGCAGACUUUUGAGUACCUGAUUAACAGUCUAUCACAAGAAGAUAGGUUGGAUGAUGUUUUGGUUGUUUUAGAUUUAAUGUUCAGAAUAGGAUAUAGACUCAAAGAAAGCAUAAUCAGUUCUUUGGUGAGUAAAUUUAGCAAGGAUAGUUUUCAUUUUCCUAACUUAUGUUUGGAGAAGAUCUUAGAAAGAAAUUGAUAUAACCAAUUGGUGUUUUUUGUAUCUUCUAUGUACUAUCUAUGACCAAUAAAAUGAAAAUUUUUUUGAGU
Molecule: messenger RNA, 2155 nt
Organism: Abrus precatorius (Indian licorice)
Lineage: Eukaryota; Viridiplantae; Streptophyta; Magnoliopsida; Fabales; Fabaceae
Product: pentatricopeptide repeat-containing protein At5g18950
Exons: 3
Coding region: 315-2084 (589 amino acids)
Molecular function (GO): protein binding
Source: RefSeq, a predicted model, not a curated record